Molecule: messenger RNA, 2821 nt
Organism: Pseudomassariella vexata
Lineage: Eukaryota; Fungi; Ascomycota; Sordariomycetes; Amphisphaeriales; Pseudomassariaceae
Product: fungal-specific transcription factor domain-containing protein
Exons: 8
Coding region: 289-2526 (745 amino acids)
Biological process (GO): positive regulation of transcription by RNA polymerase II
Cellular component (GO): nucleus
Molecular function (GO): DNA-binding transcription factor activity, RNA polymerase II-specific; transcription cis-regulatory region binding; zinc ion binding
Source: RefSeq, a predicted model, not a curated record
ACCCCAUUUUGCCCGCUGAGCGACCACCAAGUGAGAGGAAACAUGCAUUUUAACUUCACUCCAUCCAUUAUUGAUCCCGCGUUAUCGCACUACCGCAUAAGCAUGAGCAUAAGCAUGAGCAUAAGCAUGCGGGCGCAUUCGUAAACGAUUUUGCUUUGCUUGCGAGAGGCCCGCCAGAACAUGUCUCCACUGCCAGCCGGUCCCGCCUGCUUACGACUCAUGCCAAGUCCAUGAUACCGAUACCUCGCGCCCUAUCAACGGCAAUCGCUUAUUAGCGAUACAACCACAAUGCCUCGCCCCAAGAAGCCUGGAGCGCCUGAGCCCAAACGGCGAAGUCGAAACGGUUGCUGGCCAUGCAAAAAUCGCAAGAUCAAAUGUGGCGAAGAGCAUCCAUCAUGCCUCAAUUGUCAGAGAGCUGGGGAGGCUUGCGAUUACAGCAUUCGCUUGAACUGGGAAGGUCGAAAGGGGAAACGGCCCGAGCCAGCAACCAUUGAUUUCGUGUCAGAUGCCCCAUCGUCAACAGUCCCGAGCAGAGGCUUUCAGCUAGUCCAUCAGUUCCAACCCGGGUCGAAGCUGGCAGCAGGCCGUAAGUUGGAACCGCUGGGACCGAUGAAGGAAUCCUCAAAAUCCGAAGGGAUCUCCUCUGUCUCCACUUCUGCCCCCGUUGAAGCCGGAAGCUCGACGGCUGAUAGUCCAUCUGAUUCAUUUCAACGUCCUAGCAAACGCUUCAAGGUCAGCACAGCGUCGAGCACUGCAGGUUCAUCAGAGAAGCGGCCUGUUUCGUCUCCUGCAUCGACGGUAGACUCGGGGGCAUCUGUCUACAGGUUUGCUGGGUCUGUCGUUUCGUCAAUACCGUCGCCACUGACACCAGCUGCUUCGUCGACGUACAGCGAUGAAGAUGGACGUCAAGUGUGCAUAUCGGACCCACAAUCGACGCUAACCCCCGAACUCAGGAGACUGUCGGUUCAUUCCCUCCUCUCGGGACCCCCUGGCCCACGAGCCUCAUUAGAGGACUGUACAAGCCAGUCAUACUAUCCCUCUGCGAGUAUAGACACGCACAUAUCAUACUCUACAGAGCCGCAGUACUACGGCAUGGACCGCGGCCUACCCGAUCUGGAUCUUGGCAAGAAUGACGACGAGAAUGCAAUCAGCACCGUUACUUCCCCUUUCGCAACCUGCGAUCGCCUGGACACGCCACUUGACUACUUCGACGAUGAUCUAUUUUCUGCCGAGUUCGCCUUUGGCCUCGAGACGUACGAUACGACCCUAGACACGGGAGGUUACUACGACAAGCCCGUUCCGAUCUACAUCCCGCACUACCUUCAACCGCUGCCACCCAAACUUCUUCAUAACCCUAUGAACCUACUGUACUUUCAUCACUUCAUAAAUCACACUGCAAGUUGUCUCGUACCAUAUGACGACCCGCAUGCGAAUCCAUUUAGAAUAACCCUCCCUGAGAUGGCCGUCAAGAACGAGAAUCUUCUUGCUCUAAUCCUGGCAUACUCUGCGUCACAUCGAGCUCGAGUCUUGAAACAAAAAGAACCAGAGCUGCGAAUAGCCAGCUGGGUUACCGAUAUCUUCCCUGCGUUGCGCCAGGCGCUUUCCGAUCCGAAGAAGAACUUCUCUAACGCCAACCUUGCCACCGUAAUCAUGCUUGUCUCGCUCGAGAUUGCUUCACCAAAAGCAUUCGGGUACGGCAUUCCGUGGCAGAAACAUCUCAACCUGGCCAAGGAACUCAUCACUGCGCGCCCAGGGGGCUUGCACUACGAGACCAACUUUCGACAAAAUCAAGCAUGCUCGUUCUUGUGGAGCUGGGCAGCAUAUCUUGAUGUCAUUGGUAGUCUAAGUGGUGGACUGAAAGACUCAUCUACCGCUUGGAUGUUCGACUACGAGAUCGAGGACAUGAAUGACGGGUUUGAUGAGAUCGAUUGCAUAAUGGGAUUUACCACCCGGUGCAUAUACCUUCUUGCGAAGAUUGCCGACCUUGCGCGACAGUGUGCUACAGAGCGGCUCGGCGCAGACAACAUUGUACGGACAGAUUGGAAGCCCAACGCAGAGGUCGCCGAGCAGGCUCUCAAGCUUGAGGAGGGCAUCAUCGACAGCAUGAAUCAGCCGCCGCGGCCAUGCAAACAUAUUCAUAUGAAAGGCAAUUUGGAGAAAUGGGGCAGGGUGGAAUUGACAGCUACAAAUGAAGCCUUCCACUGGGCCGCCCUAGUCCAUCUUUACCGGAGGAUUCUAGGGAGACCGUCUGAAGACAAAGGUGUUCAACACGCCGUGAGGAUGAUCAUCGCGUGUUUUGACAGGAUUCGACGAGGUGGAACGGCCGAGGCUUGCUUGCUUUUCCCCAUGUUCACCGCGGGUUGUGAUGCUAAGGAAGAAAGGCAACGAGCUCUCAUUUUGGAGAGGUUUGCCGCGGGAGAGAUGCAUGGAAUGACAACGAUACAUAGAUCACGUCGAUUGAUGGAGAAGGUAUGGGAAACUGGGCAGCCCUGGGAGACAGUGUUGAGUACGGAGUUCAUCGGUUAACCCGGCGGGAAGGAAAGAUGGGAGGCCCGGCGUACAAGAAUCAGCGCAAGCUUUGCUUUCCCUACACUCGGCUUCUGACCAAUUGCGGAAUAUCUGCUUAUGAUCUUAUUUAUGACUUUUUCAAGACACUGUCUCAUUAUAAAUGGGAAUAUGGGAGGAUUGACUCGAAUAGAUGCUAUUAUGGAAAUGACCACGCGAGGCUUGUCGUAAACAAAACCGGCCCCGCUUUCUGGCCCAGCAAGGUAUUAUAUGUACUUGCAGAAGUGUCUAACAAUAGAAAACGUUCAGGUCUUGA